AUGCAGCACCCCGAUGCUCAGCUGGGCCGCCCCAUGCUCUACGCGGCCGCGGGCGAUGCCACGACCACCGCCAUGACGGUGCAGGCACUUUUGAGAGAAGACCCUGGCUAUUCCUUCGAGGCGACCCAGCAGGAUCCGGUGGUCUCCCUGCUGGGCGGCGUGGGGCGUGACCAGCUCGGCUACAAGCUGCAGGACUACCUCAACAAGAAUGGGAUUCAGCCCUUGCUGAGCGAAAUCGUCAGUGAGCAAACCGGUUGGACGGUCUUCCUCCUGCCCCUGCGCAUGGACGAUGCGGGCGCCAGCUUCGACCGUCCCAUGACGGGCUUGGCGGCCCCCACUGAGGAGAAGAGUGAGAGCAACGUGAAGUCGGGGGUGGUCUAUCGUGCCAUUCAGGCUGGUGCUGCCAACCAGUACAAGCUGGACCAUUUGCGCUUCAAGGUUUGGGAGCAGGUGGAAGCUGCUGGCGUGGUCUAUGCAGAGGCCACCUUCCUCACGGUCUCCUUCGAGAGCGUGAAGAUCCUGGCAGAGCAUUGUGCCAAGAUGGGCAACACCUUUUGCCUGAGCUUAUCGGCUCCCUACGUGUGCCGCUACUUCGGGGAUCGCAUCCUUACUGUCAUCCCUUACACCGACUUCAUUUUCGGCUGCGAGAGCGAAUACCUGGCCCUGGCCGAGCAGAAGCGUUCCGAAGGCCUUCCGCAGGAUGUGGAUGCGGCCCGGGGCGCCUAG
Durusdinium trenchii is the source of this 726-nucleotide messenger RNA. The record is from the annotation of a GenBank genome assembly. Lineage: Eukaryota; Dinophyceae; Suessiales; Symbiodiniaceae.